AUGUCCAUGCUUCUGAGCCUGGAACAGGCUGCCAACGCCGAUAUAGGCAACGCAGAGGUCCAGGCCGCAUUCUACAAGCGUCUUUUGGCUACAAACUACCCACAAAUUGUCGUUCAACGGUUCGAAACUCCAGGAAUCGCCAACUCUCCAGAAUGUACCCAGUUGUACAUGGAAGCUUUAACUAAAGUGGGCAAGAAGUCUCAGGCCGAGCAGAUAGCUCGCGAGCUUGCUUCAGGCGGCCUGGUUGGCCAGAACCAGAACAUGUCGCCCUUUUCUUACGGCAUCGGCUCCCGAUCUGAACCAGUCCACGUCAUUGUCCUGGAAUCCGGAUUUACCAUCUUGUCUAAGUGGCUAAAGUGGUUGAUUCCAGUGGCACUCUUCACAUAUGGUGCUUCGAACGCAUUUAACUACUUGGUUGAGAAUGGUACCAUUUUCCGCAACUCGGAGACCGUGGAUAAGUCCGUGGAUGUUUCUCAAUCUACUGUCAGAUUCACUGAUGUGUGUGGAUGUGACGAGGCCAGAGCAGAACUUGAAGAAAUCGUGGACUUCUUGAAGGAUCCUUCGAGGUUUACUGGUUUAGGAGGAAAAUUGCCCAAGGGUGUCUUGUUGACUGGCCCUCCAGGUACUGGUAAGACUUUACUUGCACGUGCCACUGCUGGAGAAGCCGGUGUUCCAUUCUUCUUCAUGUCGGGUUCUGAGUUCGAUGAGCUCUACGUUGGUGUUGGAGCUAAAAGAAUCCGUGAGUUGUUCAGCCAGGCCCGUGAGAAGGCCCCAGCCAUCAUCUUCAUUGAUGAGUUGGAUGCCAUUGGAGGCAAGAGAAACCCCAAGGACCAGGCCUACGCAAAGCAGACAUUGAAUCAGUUGUUGGUGGAGUUGGAUGGCUUUUCUCAGACAGAGGGAAUUAUCAUUAUCGGUGCUACUAACUUUCCUGAAUCUUUGGAUAAGGCCCUUACUAGACCUGGCCGUUUUGACAAAGAAGUGGUGGUGGAGUUACCUGACGUGCGUGGAAGAGUUGAUAUUUUGAAGCACCACAUGCAAAAUGUGGAGACCGCAGAGAAUGUCGACCCUUCGAUCAUUGCCAGAGGUACUCCAGGAUUGUCCGGUGCCGAAUUGAUGAACUUGGUCAAUCAGGCCGCAGUACACGCCUCUCAGCUUUCUGCUCCUGCCGUGGACAUGGGCCACUUUGAGUGGGCAAAAGAUAAGAUUUUGAUGGGAGCAGCCAAGAAGAAGAUGGUUAUCACAGAAGAAGCUAGAAAGAACACCGCAUACCAUGAGGCUGGCCACGCCAUCAUGGCUAUGUACUCACCUGCUGCCACUCCAUUGUAUAAAGCCACCAUCCUUCCACGUGGAAGAGCAUUGGGUGUCACUUUCCAGUUACCAGAAAUGGAUAAAGUGGACAUGACAAAGAAGGAGUGCUUCUCCAGACUUGAUGUGUGUAUGGGUGGAAAAAUUGCAGAGGAGAUGAUCCAUGGCCCAGAAAAUGUCACCAGUGGAUGUUCGCUGGACUUGGCCAACGCCACUGGUAUGGCCAGAGCCAUGGUUACAUCUUACGGUAUGAGUGACAUCAUUGGACCAGUAAGAAUGAGUGACGAUUGGGAGUCGUGGUCGCCUAAGAUCAGAGACAUGGCAGAUAAUGAGGUGAGAGCUUUUUUGGUGGAAUCAGAGUCGAGAACACGCAAGAUGUUGAAGGAAAAGAAAUUGGAGCUUAAGAGACUUGCCGAAGGAUUGUUGGAGUACGAAACUUUGACAAGAGAAGAAAUGGAGAAGAUUGUCAAGGGUGAGGCUAUCAACAAACCCAAGACCGUGAGUAAUACUGUCAUCAAAUCUACUGGAGGUGGUAGAUUGGAGGUUACUGAUCCGCUGCCAAUUCCAGCUGAAGCAUAG
This is a messenger RNA of Sungouiella intermedia, 1884 nucleotides long. The record is from the annotation of a GenBank genome assembly. NCBI's taxonomy places the organism in Eukaryota, Fungi, Ascomycota, Pichiomycetes, Serinales, Metschnikowiaceae.